Messenger RNA from Elgaria multicarinata webbii, 2849 nucleotides. RefSeq names its product zinc finger CCCH-type containing 12B (gene ZC3H12B). Bases 130 to 2634 code for a protein of 834 amino acids. NCBI's taxonomy places the organism in Eukaryota, Metazoa, Chordata, Lepidosauria, Squamata, Anguidae. Gene Ontology annotation, molecular function: metal ion binding; RNA endonuclease activity; mRNA binding. The transcript has 5 exons. Gene Ontology annotation, cellular component: cytoplasmic ribonucleoprotein granule; nucleus. The record is from RefSeq and is a predicted model, not a curated record.
GGCUUUCUCUGCAUCGCAGAUCAAACCCAGCCUACGAAGUGAUUGACAUGAUGAUGCAGUGGCGUACGAAUUCUGGGCAGCUUUGGCAGUGAGAGGAAUCUGGGUUUAUCUGGCCAGGAGGGGAACGUGAUGACGGCCUGGUCUAUGGUGGAAAGGCUGAAAAUGGAAAAGAGGCGCUCCCAAGAAGAGAGGACUGCAGAGCAAGACGGCGGGGACUGCAGUGCGGAAUCUGAAGAAUGGACAAGCUCAGAGAGUGAGCCUGAGCAGCCUUACUUCAGGAGCAGCUGCAGCAACGCUCACUGGAGGGAGAAGGAGAUCGCCCACAAACCCCAUCGGCCACUUUGCCGCUCUCCUUGCUUGGAUCGUCCGAGCUUUUCGCAGAGCAGCCUCCUUCAGGAUUUGAAAUUGGAAGAGAGUAAAACAAACCUGAACAAAGAAUAUCAAGCUAAAAUCGAUUUUGCUUUAAAACUGGGAUAUGCUGGAGAUCAGAUUGAAGCCGUGUUGAGCAAGCUGGGGGCAGAUGCCCUCAUCAAUGACAUUUUGGCAGAGCUCGUAAGACUUGGAAACAAGGCUGAGGGUGAAGGCCAAGCCAGUACGGGCAGCACCUCUGGUACCCCUGGUACCAGUACGAAGGAGACUGCCAGUCCUGAGCUGUCUUUGGAGGAUGACGUGGUGGACAGCUCUGAUAACUUGAGGCCAAUUGUCAUUGAUGGAAGUAACGUGGCAAUGAGCCAUGGGAACAAAGAAGGGUUUUCCUGCAGAGGGAUUCAGUUAGCUGUCGACUGGUUUCUGGAGAAAAGUCACAAAGAUAUUACAGUAUUUGUGCCUACCUGGAGAAAAGAGCAGUCACGACCAGAUGCACCAAUUACAGAUCAAGAAAUCCUACACAAACUGGAAAAGGAAAAAAUUCUUGUUUUCACCCCAUCUCGGAGAGUUCAAGGGAGAAGGGUAGUGUGCUACGAUGACCGUUUCAUAGUGAAACUGGCUUAUGACUCUGAUGGCAUCAUCGUCUCAAAUGACAAUUAUCGGGACCUUCAAAAUGAAAAGCCAGAGUGGAAGAAAUUCAUAGAGGAACGGCUGCUGAUGUAUUCUUUUGUGAAUGACAAGUUUAUGCCACCUGACGACCCAUUAGGACGCCAUGGCCCUAGCCUUGAAAACUUCUUAAGGAAAAAGCCUGUUAUUCCAGAGCACAAAAAACAACCAUGUCCUUAUGGCAAGAAGUGCACCUAUGGACACAAAUGCAAAUAUUAUCACCCGGAGCGAGCAAACCAGCCCCUGAGAUCUGUGGCAGAUGAGCUUCGCAUCAGUGCCAAAUUAUCUGCUGUCAAAACCAUGAGUGAAGGCGCAUUGGCCAAGUGUGGCACAGGGGCAGCCCUUUCCAAAGGGGAAGUCACUUCAGAAGUGAAGCGCAUUGCUCCAAAACGUCAGUCUGAUCCAAGCAUCCGGUCUGUGGCUGUGGAACCUGAGGACAGGCUGUCGAUGGUGCGGAAGUCUGAGGCUAAUUCCGUCCCUUCCCUCGUGUCUGCCUUAAGCGUCCCAACCAUUCCGCCUUCCAAAAGCCACGCAGUUGGAGCAUUGAAUACUCGGUCAGCAAGUAGCCCUGUACCAGGUUCAUCACAGUUCACGCAUCAAAAAUCUUCACUGGAACACAUGGCCAGUGUGCAGUAUCCUCCAAUCCUGGUCACUAAUAGCCAUGGCACUUCAAUCUACACGGAUCAAUAUCCAAAGUAUGAGUCUCUGGGAGACCAUGGCUAUUACUCUAUGCUCAGCGACUUCUCCAAUUUGAGCAUUAGCAGCAUGCAUAACACAGAUUAUUAUGGGGCUGAUGUAGACCAAGGUAUAUACUCAAGAAAUUCAAGUCCAUGUCCUGACAGUUGCUUAAGCCAUACAAGUAAUGAUUCUUAUUCCUCCUAUACUGACUUGUAUCUGGGUGUGGGCGACUCAAGCCCAGAAGACAACGUGAAGGUUCAUCGACUCCCACCACAAAGCCGUCUUCAGCCCUUUUCUCAUGGUUAUCACGAGUCCUUAACGAGAGUCCAAAGCUAUGGUACCGAAGGAACGAAGCAUCCUGCCCGCAAACAUUCAGCUUCCCAUUUAGCGCUGCACGUCCAACACCCAGUCAUUGGGGCACGGUCCAGUUGCCCAGGAGACUACCCUGUGCCUCCGAACGUUCAUCCAUCAGCCACCGCCCAGCCAAGUCGCGCCCUUGUCAUGACAAGAAUGGACAGUAUUUCUGACUCGCGGCUUUAUGAAAGCAACCCCACACGGCAAAAGAGGCCGCCCCUCUGUCGAGAACAGCACGCCAGCUGGGAUCCUUUGCCUUGCGCAACAGAUACCUACGCCUACCAUUCCUACCCUCUGAGCAACAACCUCAUGCAGCCAUGUUACGAGCCUGUCAUGGUGAGGAGUAUGCCCGAGAAAAUGGAACAGCUCUGGCGGAAUCCUUGGGCUGGAGUCUGUAGCGAGCCACAAGAGCCGCACAUUAUUCCAGAGCAUCAGUACCAGACCUACAAGAAUCUCUGUAAUAUUUUUCCUGCUAGCGUUGUCCUCUCUGUAAUGGAGAAGAAUCCUCAUAUGACAGACGCGCAGCAGUUGGCAGCUAUGAUUGUUGCCAAAUUGAGAACGGGGCGUUAAAAGGAGCAUUUUGAAUCCCUGAAGAUAAAUAUUGGAAAUGCUGUGCAAGCAUUCUGGAGAGCUCCCCAAAUGACGAGAUAUUCUCUGUUUGUAAAUAGUUUUUAACUUGAGGCAUACAACUCUGUAUAUAUUUAAUAUAUGUGUGAGGCAUUCUGUCAGAGCAGAUUGUGUUAUAAAUAUGAGUAUUUAAGAAUUUUUAAAGCAGGGAUUUUUAA